UUCACCUCCUAGGCCGGGCUCUGUCCCUGGGAAGCGGCGUGCGCUGACUCCCCAGCCCUGCUCUCCCUUUUGGGCGCAGGGAGGCCAGGAGCCCGUGGGCAGAGCUGCCCCCAGCUGACGCCUCGGUCGAGUCACAAUGGCCCGGCCCGGCCCCGCAGCGCCGCGGGCUCCCGAGCAGAGGACACCGGUCACCAUGCCCCCAGCGGCCGCGGCAGCACCAGGCUCCGCCGGCCGCUCCCCAGCGGCUUAGAGCGGCGGCAGCCCACGUGCGGAGCUGCCUGGCGGCGGGAUGACGCAGCCGGGGAUCCCCGCAGGGGGGAUUCCCUCGCAGGUCAAUGGGGCUCUGAAACCAGGAGCUCCCAUCAAGGCCUGCAAGAGAUCAAAGGGAAGAGAAAUAGCCAAAGUGUUACAGGAUUUUCCUUGCCCCCUACGCACAUCCAAGGAUCAGUCGUCUCCAAUAGGCUAUCGUAAGGACCAAGCUUUAGCCUCUAUGUUUGUUCCUUUCGUCGUACACCCUGGGAGUCAUAAGCCUGAUUCACUCAAGUUUGUCUUCUAUAAAUCGAAUUACUCUAAUUCGUACGCGCCAUUUUACACUGCGCAGAAGCCAACCUGUGGGUACCGGUAUUGCCGGGACACCGAUCACACCAGGAAGGUGAUGGACGUAGAGAGUGCAAACAUUGUCAAGUGGAGACCCAUUGUGGGGACGAAAUCACAGUUAGUUACAAUAAACCCAAAGCAACGAAACUGACAGUAUGCCUGGCCCAAGCCUCUCAUUUGUGCAGGAUACGCUAGUGCAGUGUGUGGGUUGAAGGGGUAAGGUAAAGUUUAUUUGGAUGGUUCUAGAAGACGACCUAGGACAUACUGCAGGAGCUAAACUUUCACAGCAGCAUAGCAAACGGCUGUCGUAACGUCUACCCAACUCCUUCCAGAAUGCAGUGCAAUAGUGUAAACCUACCAUUGUGGUUAAGUUACCAAAACUAGCCACUAGCUGGCACAUUAAAUGAAGCAUGUUACAAUGAGAACUGGUGCCUGUGAUAGCAAUGCAAUGGAUAUGGGGGUUGGGGAAGAUGCUGUUAGGUUUGGUAAAUCCAUCCACCUGAUGAAUGCACUGAUCUCCGAGAAAUAUGUUGCCUAGAGUGUGUGUAAUUGUAUUGAUAUAGGAAAACCCAGUCCGACUUCUUGUGUCCGGGUUGCUGGGAACCCUUAUUGAGGCAUUGAGACUCAACAGUGAGGUGCAUAAAAUAUGAAUUCUACUGAUCAUCUAUGUACUGCAUGGGUAUCCACACAACAGACUAAACUCCAGAUGUCUUGCUCCAGCAUGCACUGGGCUCAGUGUAGAACCUGGGCUGUAUUCCGUAGGAGCUGGUCUCUUCUUUGUUUUCCCAAAGUCCUGGUCAGACUCUGGAAAGCAUAGGAACCCCUUCAUUGCUAGGCCUUACAGGCAUAGUAUGACAUUGUGCUCAGUGAGGAAGCAAGCUUGUUUUGUGUUUGGAGCUGUAAAAGCUUGUUUUGUGUUUGGUAAUUGUCACUGAAAUGUAACAUGCACUGGGGAGGUCUCUAUUAGCCCUGACUUAGAGUACAUUGUAAAAGAUGUCAGCUGGCACACGGUAUACAAGAAUUUUUUUUAAUAGCCUGGCGAAUCGAAUGCAUUGGCAGAAAGGUACAACUAUCAUCAUCAUAUUUUGUCCUUCUGUAGCAUUGUGAGCUGAUGGACUUUCCCACUCUGCUCUGAACAGUGUAGUCAUAUUGUCCAAACGUAUCUCCUUUCAUGGAGUUUGGCUUGACUGGCAGUUGAAACACCAACAGUAUGUUAUAAAGCUCAGCCCAAGUCUGGCUGGUCCUAGGGUUUCCCUGCAGAAAUCUCUGUGCCCCAGACCCUUGUGCCUUCUGGUCAGAUGAUCAUCACACGCUUCCUAUCUUGGUAGAAUUAACAAGCCCCUCCUGCAAUAAUAGCCAGCAGAACUUAUUCAGCAACUUUAUGUAGGGUUCUAACUCUUGCUACCAGAGUGGGUUGGGGGAGAACCCGGCCACCCCCUUAGAAGCACCUUUCAGCUAAGAAGUUUAAAGCAUUUUACAAGUAAUAAUUAACUAAGUGUCAUGACCACCCCCAUGAGGUAGAAGACUAUCAUCAUCCCCCUUUUUACUUCUGGGAAACUGAGGCCCAGCGAGCCCAGGGCCCAGAAACUCAAAGGUGUUUAGGCACCUAACUUCCAUUGAGAUAAUUGAAAACUAGAUAUCUAAAUAACUCUGAGGAUCUGGGCCCAUGUGCUUUGCCUAACCUCGUACAGGGGAGCCUGUGGCACAGCUGGGAAUUUCACCUGGCACCUUGCAAUAUCCUGAAAUAAUUCAGGGCUUUCAUUCUACUCCGUGCGCUAGAGAUUAGCCCGAGCCGCCAGAGCCAAGUUUGGGUGUGUUUAAACCGGAUUCAUUUCAGGCCCAUCUCUUCUGUCUGAUCCUGCUAGCAGCAGGUGCCACUGCAUUUGCUGACUCUGAAUCGAAGAACUGAGUACACUUAACUGACGCUUAGCUAAAGAACAGUGGCACCUCAUAUUUCAGAUGCUGUCAAGAUUCACAGGGGAGUGGAGGCCUCCAUUUGCUUCAUGUAUUCCCCCUUUAGUGCCGACUGUGAGUGUGAGGGCUGUUUCCCUUGGGUCCUGGGUAUCUCCACUGGAAGCUCUUACAAAGCAUUGGUAUUUUCAUAUACUGUUAGCACAUUGGUGUCUCUUGAGGUACAAGCCCACACUCUUUUUUAUUAGUGGUUUAUUUUUAGGUUGUCUGUGUAUCUCCCAGUCCCAGCCUCUGCCUUCCACUGAUCAUUGGGACCUGGGGAUUGCUAGCGUGAUGAGUAAUGCAGAGCAGACAGCUUACAGGCAGAGUCCACGCUGGGACACAGCAGUGGGGAAAGGUAAAUUCUCCCCUCCCUUCCUUCCCUCAGGGGUCUAGCCAGGGGUCAAGACCACUUCUGCUGAUUAGAGGGCAGCCCCCUGACACCACGACCGUAAGGGCCAAAUCUGCUCCCCCUUUGCACUGGCACAAACCCAGAGUAAUUCCAUUGACUCUGGAUUUGGAAAGUGGAUGUUCACAGGUGUAACCCAUAGCUGAAUUGGACUCUAAUUGGUGCUUAUAUCAGCAGCAAAUCUGGGGGAAUCUCCUUACAUCCUGCACAUCUGUGAGGGUUGCCCUCGAUUCCUCUGGUAGCAUGAGGUGUUUCCUUGCCCUGGAUAUUAAUCCCUGUUGCAGAAGUCACACGGUUCUGUCACUCGCUGAGCAGGAAGUGCUCUGCACCGCCCCUGACAGAGCGGCUCCUUCCCAAGGUACAUUGCCCACUCCCCACCCCCCAGGGCCCCUCAGCAUGAAUAAGGGGAGGUGCAGGCAACUAGAAUGCCACAAUUGGCAUGCAGAGGAAGGUCACCUAUCACCCUUCAGGGGGUGCUGUUGACUCUCCCGGCGGGCUGGUCCUCGCCGCGGGCUGGGGCAGAAGGGAAACCCCUGGCCCUGCCCCUCCUUGCCCCCUUGGGGUAUUGUGCACCUCUAGGCUUGUUGUGCAGAGGGUGCGAUUGUGCCAGGCCCUUACAUUGGUUGCACACGGGAGGAAAGUUUCUUGUGCUCUCCUUCCUCAUGUUAACCCACAUAAGGGCCAGGAACAAUUGGUGCCAUAA
Molecule: messenger RNA, 3659 nt
Organism: Chrysemys picta bellii (western painted turtle)
Lineage: Eukaryota; Metazoa; Chordata; Testudines; Emydidae
Gene: CIMIP3
Product: ciliary microtubule inner protein 3
Source: RefSeq, a predicted model, not a curated record